AUUGAGGAUAGGUUUGAGACGUCGGGUGGAUGGGUUGCCGCCAUAGGUGGUGGCAUACAUGAUAAGAUGAGGGAGGGGGUCGGGGUUGUGUGGGAGUUGGGUGGGGAGGGCGGUUGGAAUCAGUUCCAGGCCAAAGCGGGUGGAUGGGUGGAAUUUGGCCUGGACUGA
This is a messenger RNA of Anisakis simplex (herring worm), 168 nucleotides long. The record is from the annotation of a GenBank genome assembly. NCBI's taxonomy places the organism in Eukaryota, Metazoa, Nematoda, Chromadorea, Rhabditida, Anisakidae.